AUGAAUAGACCUAAAAAUUAUUGGACCAAACCUCUCACAGAUGAAGAGUUAUUGUUAGAGGCGCAGCUAUUACUACAGGAUUUGCCGCUAGAUAAUAAUCAAGAUACUGAUAUUGAAGAAGAUAUUGAAGAAGAUGAGCAAAAAAUGAUAGAGAAUUUUAGUGCUCUAGACACAGAUGAACAUUGCUUUUCGGAAGAGGUGGUGCAGAAGGACAGUGAACUAAGCGAUUCCGGCGAAUCUGAGGAGGAUAAUGAGGCAGUAGAAGAUAGUGCAGAUUCAGACGAUGAGAACCUGGAUGACAGUUUGAAUGAUCCGGAUUUUUCUCCUCAAGUUCUUGAAAUUGAUGAUGAUAUUAUCGCUUUUAUAGAACAAGAUAUAGUAAUUGCGACAUCCUCAACAACAUCAUGUAAAAGAAAAAGAAACUAA
Molecule: messenger RNA, 426 nt
Organism: Diabrotica balteata
Lineage: Eukaryota; Metazoa; Arthropoda; Insecta; Coleoptera; Chrysomelidae
Source: the annotation of a GenBank genome assembly